This is a messenger RNA of Drosophila simulans, 3344 nucleotides long. It is a transcript of the gene NetA, whose product is annotated as netrin-A. The coding region runs from base 691 to 2865 and encodes 724 amino acids. Lineage: Eukaryota; Metazoa; Arthropoda; Insecta; Diptera; Drosophilidae. The transcript is spliced from 7 exons. Gene Ontology annotation, molecular function: protein binding. The record is from RefSeq and is a predicted model, not a curated record.
ACAAACACACACACACAGUCACCCACACGCACACACGCACGUGCAGACGACACCUCGCGGGAAACCGAAAAACCGAAAAAACGAGCGACGAACGAAAACGAACACACAGUCGCCUGUGGACAAGCAGCCCGACUUGACGUUACGAACCGAACGCCGCCGAACGAACGGCGAUUUGAACGACGCGAUUUGAGAUUUUGGAUUGGAGAUUUGCGGAUUCGAGUGGCUGGAGAUUUGAGACGCGACGCGCGCUUCAAAAACGCCUGCGCAAACGGCUGCCAAAGCGGCGAUUUCGAAUUUUUUUGAGUGGUCUAAAUGUGUUAACUUCAAAACUAUUGGCAAUAGACUAAUUUUUUUGUUUAGUGCGACUCUGGUGAAUUUUUCAAACUAUUAAAAAUCACAGAAUUUGGAGUUCUUGUUUAAAGUCUACAACUUGUAAACGGUUUCGAAAAUUUCAAGGUAUUUUUAUUUGUGAUUUGGCGAAACAAUUAAAUACCAAAAAUUAGCUAUUUCUAAAACUACAGAACGGUUUAAAAUUUAUUAUUUUAAAACUACGUAAUCAUACAUUAUCCAGUGCGUUUUUUUUUUAACUGAAAAAGCUGAAGAUUUCGUUUUGUUUUGAAAGAAAUUGAGUGAUUUUAAAAACCAACAAUACAAUAUUGGCGAAUUAAGCAAGCCACUGAACCCCCAAACAUGAUCCGUGGAAUCUUGCUCCUGCUGCUGGGAACCACCGGGUUCAGCCUCAUCCAGUGCAUCUCCAAUGACGUCUACUUCAAGAUGUUUUCGCAACAGGCGCCGCCGGACGAUCCGUGCUACAAUAAAGCGCACGAGCCACGCGCCUGCAUUCCGGACUUUGUGAACGCCGCCUACGAUGCCCCAGUGGUGGCCAGUUCCACGUGCGGAUCGUCGGGUGCGCAGCGGUACUGCGAGUACCAGGAUCACGAGCGCUCCUGCCACACCUGCGACAUGGCGGAUCCGUUGCGCAGCUUUCCAGCCCGCUCGCUGACCGAUUUAAACAACUCGAAUAAUGUGACCUGCUGGCGCAGUGAGCCGGUGACCGGAAGUGGGGACAACGUGACCUUGACCCUCUCGCUGGGCAAGAAGUUCGAGCUGACCUAUGUGAUCCUACAGCUGUGCCCGCACGCUCCGCGUCCCGAUUCGAUGGUGAUCUACAAGAGCACCGAUCACGGGCUCAGCUGGCAGCCAUUCCAGUUCUUUAGCUCCCAGUGCCGCCGGCUUUUCGGACGUCCCGCCCGCCAAUCCACUGGACGCCACAACGAGCACGAGGCCCGCUGCAGCGAUGUCACCAGACCACUGGUCUCCAGGAUUGCCUUCAGCACACUGGAGGGACGCCCAUCGUCUCGGGAUCUGGACUCCUCGCCGGUGCUGCAGGACUGGGUGACGGCCACCGAUAUCCGGGUGGUGUUCCAUCGCCUCCAACGCCCCGAUCCGCAGGCCCUGCUCUCAUUGGAAGCCGGAGGAGCAGCGGAUUUGGCCAGCGGCAAGUACAGUGUGCCCCUGACCAAUGGACCCGCUGGCAAUAAUAUUGAGGCGAAUCUCGGUGGGGAUGUGGCAACAUCCGGCAGUGGAUUGCACUAUGCCAUCUCGGACUUUUCGGUGGGAGGACGGUGUAAGUGCAAUGGACACGCCUCCAAGUGCUCCACGGACGCCAGUGGGCAGCUGAACUGUGAGUGCAGCCACAAUACCGCUGGAAGGGAUUGCGAACGCUGCAAGCCAUUCCACUUCGAUCGUCCCUGGGCCAGAGCCACCGCCAAGGAAGCCAAUGAGUGCAAAGAAUGCAACUGCAACAAGCACGCCCGUCAGUGCCGCUUCAACAUGGAAAUCUUCCGGCUUUCGCAGGGCGUCUCCGGCGGAGUCUGCCAGAAUUGUCGCCACUCGACCACGGGCCGGAAUUGUCAUCAGUGCAAGGAGGGAUUCUACCGGGACGCCACCAAACCACUCACCCACCGCAAGGUUUGCAAAGCCUGCGAGUGCCACCCGAUCGGGUCAUCUGGCAAGAUCUGCAACAGCACCAGCGGUCAAUGUCCCUGCAAGGACGGGGUCACCGGACUGACCUGCAACCGCUGCGCUCGAGGUUACCAGCAAAGUCGCUCCCACAUCGCCCCCUGCAUAAAACAACCACCGCGUAUGAUCAACAUGCUGGACACCCAAAACACCGCUCCCGAGCCGGAUGAGCCCGAAUCCUCUCCAGGAUCUGGUGGCGACCGCAACGGCGCCGCCGGAAUGGCCGCCCAGUCCCAGUACUAUCGCACCGAGGGCGGCAGGGAAUGCGGCAAAUGCAGAGUCAGCACCAAAAGGCUAAACCUAAACAAGUUCUGCAAAAGAGACUACGCAAUAAUGGCAAAAGUAAUUGGUCGCGAUACGAGCAGCGAGGCGGUCAGCAGGGAAGCUCAACGGCGCGCAAUGGAUCCCGACGUGGCGGACUACGAAAUGGACCAGGUGCAGCCGGGGUCGGCCCGAUCCCCGAUCACGGGGGAGUACGAGUUUCAGGCGGCGGACUAUCCCAAUCCCAAUCCCAGAGGCAGCGAAAUGGAGCGCUUCGAUCUGCAGAUCCAGGCCGUCUUCAAGCGCAGCAGGCCAGGCGAAAGCAGCGGCGCGGGGAACGUGUACGGAAUGCCGAAUACAACCCUAAAACGCGGUCCUAUGACCUGGAUCAUACCGACUAAGGACCUGGAGUGCCGCUGCCCCAAGAUCAGAGUAAACAGAUCCUAUUUGAUCUUGGGUCGGGACUCGGAGGCGCCACCCGGAUACCUGGGCAUCGGACCACACUCGAUCGUAAUCGAAUGGAAGGAGGACUGGUAUCGACGCAUGAAGCGCUUCCAACGGAGAGCGCGUACUUGCGCGUAAUCCUCCAGCCAAUUACAACACCACAUCCUGCGUGUAGUCUCAAGAUUCUAGAGCUAAGAAAUUAUUAACAGCAGAAAACAAUCAAAUCGUGUCAUCAUUGUCUUUUAAACACUUUUUUUUUGUUUUUUUUUAAUGUCAAAUUAACCGAUUUUGUAGCAGUUAAAAUCAAACUAGCUGUAUUUAAUUUAUUUAAUUAACUUCAAUCGUUACAAAGCAAUCGGUAAUUGAUAACUUGAAAUCAAACGCACGAAAUUAUCUAUACAUGUAAUCUACGUAAUCUAUAUAUACGACUUGUAUUAUUCGCUAAAUUAAGAUUCCUGUCAGCCCAGUUUAAGCAUUUGUGAACAAUUUACGUACUAGGGCCGCCUCGAAAUCAAACAGAGCGCCAGUAAGCAAUAAUUUAUGUGUAAGAAGCACUUUGAUGCAUGCAUGACUCGCAAAAAUAGUAAUUAAUAAAUAUUGUACAGAGCAGAGCACAA